Molecule: messenger RNA, 3552 nt
Organism: Galeopterus variegatus (Sunda flying lemur)
Lineage: Eukaryota; Metazoa; Chordata; Mammalia; Dermoptera; Cynocephalidae
Product: cytospin-B-like
Exons: 12
Biological process (GO): actin cytoskeleton organization
Cellular component (GO): microtubule organizing center; filamentous actin
Source: RefSeq, a predicted model, not a curated record
UGCUUGCUUUUUUUUUUUUUUCAUUUUUUUUUUCUUCUGUCUUUAGGGACUGUUACAACAACCAAACGGACAGGCAUUCCAGCUCCACGGGAACUUGCAGUAACUAACUCAAGAGAGAGGUCUGUGCCACGCAGACCCUCCAACUCCAGGAAGUCAGUGUCCAGUCAAACUUCCAUCCCCCCUGUCAAGCCCCCAAGGAGCAUUUUCACAAAACUCAAGCAAGAGAAUGAAGGUGGGGAGAAGGCUCUGCUUGAGUCCCAAGUUCAGGAACUUUUGGCAGAAGCCAAAGCAAAAGACAAUGAAAUUAACAGGCUUCGAAGUGAACUAAGGAAAUGCAAAGAGGAAAGAAGCCCAACUGGAACUCAGUUGUCGAGUGAAAUUGACGAGUAUAAAAAACAUGUACAUGAAAAUGCAUUGCAGACAUCAGAUUCUUCAAGUAGUGAUGUUACCAAGGCUUCUUUGUCACCAGAUGCCUCUGAUUUUGAGCACAUUACAGCAGAGACACCCUCGAGGCCCCUGUCUUCCACUAGCAACCCCUUUAAGAGCUCCAAGUGUUCUACCACUGGGAGUUCCCCUAACAACCUGAGUGAAUUGUCCUUGGCUUCCCUCACAGAGAAGAUACAAAAGAUGGAAGAAAAUCACCAUAGCACCACAGAAGAACUGCAGGCUACUCUGCAAGAGCUAUCAGAUCAGCAGCAAAUGGUGCAGGAACUGGCAGCCGAGAAUGAGAAACUGGUGGAUGAGAAGAUGAUUUUAGAGACAUCCUUUCAUCAGCAUCGAGAGAGGGCAGAGCAGCUAAGUCAGGAAAAUGAGAAGCUGAUAAAUCUUUUGCAAGAACGAGUAAAGAAUGAAGAGCCCAACAUUCAAGAAGGAAAAAUCCUUGAACUGGAGCAGAAGUGCACAGAUAUUCUUGAACAGGGCCGCUUUGAAAGAGAGAAGCUGCUCAACAUUCAGCAGCAGCUGACCUGUGGCUUGCGGAAGGUCGAGGAAGAAAACCAAGGAGCUUUAGAAAUGAUUAAACACCUGAAAGAAGAAAAUGCAAAACUGAACGGGUUUCUGGAACUGGAACGGCGUAAUAACAGUGUGAUGGCCAAGACUCUGGAAGAAUGUAGCGUUACCUUGGAAGGGUUGAGGAUGGAGAAUGUGUCUUUGAAGGCUCAUUUGGAGGGUGAGAAGCCAAAAGCUGUGGAGACCAGUACCAUGGGGCAGAUGGCAGAGAGGUGUGAAGUUCAAGAGAUGCUGAAAGUAGCUCGAGCUGAGAAAGAGCAACUGGAACUGUCUUGCACCGAGCCCAGACAAGAAUUACUAAAGGCGAAUGGUGAAAUUAAACAUGUCUCCAGCCUGCUGGCCAAGGUGGAAAAGGAUUAUUCUUACCUAAAGGAGAUAUGUGAUCACCAAGCAGAACAGCUGAGCAGAACCAGCCUAAAGCUGCAAGAGAGAGCAUCAGAAAGUGAUGCAGAGAUAAAAGACAUGAAAGAAACCAUAUUUGAAUUGGAAGAUCAGGUGGAACAGCACCGGGCCGUCAAGUUACAUAAUAACCAACUCAUUAGUGAGCUAGAAAGUAAUGUGAUCAAGCUGGAGGAGCAGAAGUCAGACCUGGAAAGGCAGCUGAAGAUGUUGACUAAACAGGUGAAGGAGGAGACUGAGGAGUGGCGGCAGUUCCAGGCAGACCUGCGGACGGCGGUGGUGGUCGCCAAUGAUAUCAAGUGCGAGGCCCAGCAGGAGCUGCGCUCCGUGAAGCGGCGGCUGCUGGAGGAGGAGGAGAAGAAUGCCAGGCUGCAGAAGGAGCUGGGGGAGGCGCAGGGCCGCGGCAGGUGGGUGCGAGCAGGGCCUCCCUCACAAGCAACUUGCUAUGGUCAGUGGGAANNNGUCUGUGUUAACAAAACGUCUCCAACACCUUUGGAGCCUGCAACCACUGUUAAGUCACUUACCAAGUCAUUUGACUUGGGACACCCAGGUGGAUCUGGACAGAAUAUUUCUGUCCCAAAGACCCCGAGAAGUCCCUUAACUGGAAUACUAGUAAGGACUGCUCCAGCUGAUGCUGUCUCUCCAAUACAACAGAGGCAUUCGACUUUCGGUGGGAUGCGGACAGCCAGCAAAGGAGCGAUUCAGCGCUUGGAUCUUCCAGACCUUUCCCUCUCGGAUCUUCUCAAGGGAAGGGCUGAGGACCUGAAGCCAGACCCUUACCUCCAUAAGAAUCCCUCGCUGGAGUCUCUGUGCAGACCCCCCUCUCUGGGCUUCGGGAACACUAGACUGCUCAGCGCUUCCACUGAGGGGUUGAAACCCCAAAGCAAACUCAGUGUGGAAAGAAGAGACCCUCUGGUGGCCCUGGCCCAGGAAUACGGGGGCUCCAUACGCAACGCACUGCUGAAGUGGUGCCACAAGAAGACAGAAGGAUAUGCGGUAAGGGACACUGUAGCCAACUUCCAGCCAGCUCUGGGUGGUGGUCGUCCUGCGCCGGUGCGUGGUCUGUGUGGCCCAAUAUGCAUAUGACUGUCCCCUCUCUACUCCCGUGGCAGGGAGGGUCUGGUACGUGCGCACUGCACAGAGGCACCCAGACGAGGGGGCACCUGGGACUGAAAGCCAGUCUGCACUCUGCCCAACAAACCGUACACCUCAGUGCAGGGCUGCAUCCCCUGUGGGAAGGAGGUCCUUUUUCAUUGCUCAAAAGGAAACAUAAACCACCCAAGCGGUGCCCCAACAGGCUGAUUCCUCCCAAGGAGACAGGUUUUGCUAAAUCACCUUCCCAAUAAUGGUGCCUUCUCCUAAUUUAUAUAAUGGCCCCACAUAGGUGGGCCUCCAAAAUUUUUCCAAAAAUAUUCCUUAUAUUGCUUUAAGCAUUGUUUGUAUUUAGUUUGAGUGUUGGUUUAGGAGAGCAGUAUUUGUUUUCUGUUAGGGUCAGAUAAGGAAGUAAUAUUAAUGUAAGAUUUAGCUUUUUUAUUAUGAAAUAUCAUGCACAAAGGUAAAAGUGCAUGGAAUAGAAAUGAUAGUUCCAUGAAUUAUCAUGAAGUGAAAACACAUGCAGUUAUCAGUCCCAUCUGGAAAUGGAGUGUUGCCAGUUCGCACAACCUGUUCAUGACUUUCCAGUCGUAACCCCUCACUGCUCCCUAAGAUAACUACUGACCUCAAUUUUUUCUUUAUAGUUUUCUACAAAAGUAUGCAUCCCUAAGUACUGUUAGAUUUGCCUGUAUUUGAAUUUACUAUACCUGGGAUAAAAAGCCGUGUGAUAUUUGCAUCUGGCUUUUUCACACAGUGUCAUUUCUGUAAGAUUUAUCCAUUUGUUGUUGCAUGUAGCUAUAGUUCAUUUUCUUCACCAUUUAGUAACCCUCUAUAUGAUUAUACCAGUAUUUAUUUAUCCAUUGUAUAGUUGAUGGACAGCCGAGUCAUUUCUAAUUUGGGUCUAUUAAAAUAGUGCUGGUAUGUUCUUGUGCAUGUCACUUGAACAUGUAUGUUCUCAUCCCUGCUGCACAUACACUUUGGAAUGGAAUUACUGGCCCGUAAGGUAUGCAUGCAUUUGAGUAUAGUAGAUAGUACCAAGCACUACUGAAGUAG